Messenger RNA from Arachis ipaensis, 1063 nucleotides. RefSeq names its product structural polyprotein. Lineage: Eukaryota; Viridiplantae; Streptophyta; Magnoliopsida; Fabales; Fabaceae. The record is from RefSeq and is a predicted model, not a curated record.
UAAAAAAAAAAGCAACAGACAAUGCGUUGCAAACAAAACAGAGGAGAGGGGAGGGAAGUAGAAGAAGAAAGACAGGGCACUGAAAGCAAUGAAUUCUGCAAAUUCACCAUUGGUUCUUCCAUUCCUCUUCUUCCUCGUCACCUCUUUCUUCCAUGAUCCUCCCUUUCGCGCCUCAGCGCAGAAAACGGAUUGGAUCAACAAAGAGAAUCAAAAUGGGAAUGAGUUUGGGGAGCGAAGAGGUAGAGUUCUUAUGAGCUUCAAAGAAAAGCCCUCAGGAAGUAACGUUACCUUUGAAUGCACUCCUUCUGGUCCCUGCGUUCCAUGCCUCUACUCCGAAAAGGGUGAUGAGAAAUAUCGUUGCGGUGAAACUGGCUACCGUAUUCCAUUCAAAUGCUUAGAAAUCAAAGACACAACUAAGGGAAAAGAGAAAAUAAAUCCCCGUGAAGGUCGGUCUUUGUUUGAAUUCUCCAACAAUAUCGAAAUGUCAGACGAACUGUCACAUGCUUCUGGAGAGUUUACUACUACGCAAUCACAUAGACAUUUGCUAGAUGAUUCGUCGGCUUCAGAUAAUAAAUCACAGGCUUACAUCACUUAUAGAAGCUGUAUACCCCCAGCUAGUGGAGAGAAGUUGUCAGUUCUAAAUUUUGAGGCGAUCAUGCUUUUUUUAUUGGCCAUUAGUGGAUCAUUCAUAUACCUGAGAAAGAAGAAGGCGGUUUCUGUUUCUGGCUAUACAGCUGUAAGGUCUCAAACAAACUCGCGCUUUUGAAAUAGACAACUUCUGUAUCAUGAUUCAUGAGAUUUCUUCCCCACUGAAUCUUGUUAUUUUUUGCUCAUUUUUCUAGUCAAAAUGUAUGAUAUUAUUAUUGAUAUAGGCUAAAUGUUUGGAUUUAGCAGCAACCAAAUAUAUUCAUUGUAUUUUGUAGCUAUUCAAUGUGGUACAGUUUUAGGUUCUGUUUCUUUUUUUUUAUUAAAUGGGCAUCUUUGCCUGUUGCCACUAUAGUCGAAGACUCAAAUGUCAUUGAAAGUUCCUAAAUAUUCUAUUAUUGCUAAAUAUUUUGAUUCA